AGUGUAUAGUCAGAUUCACAUGAGGCCUCUAUCGUUUUGUGUGUUCUAAUUUUGUCUAUUUUAGCUCGAUUAUUUCGGUAACAAUAAGACCCUUUUAUUUAUUUUUAAUCAAGUGCAUCAAUAGUUUUAAUAAGAACUUAAUUCAGCGUUUCAAAAAUUUUAAUUAUAACAAGCCUAAAUCAAUGGUGCAUCCAGGAAAAAAAUGGGAAGUCAUACAAAAUCAAUCACCGAUGCUAACAUACAUAGAAUUAGGGAAUUUGAAUUAGAAAAAGUAAGUCUUGUAGAAGAAUUCGAUAUCCUCCAAAUAGUAGGUGAAGGAUGGUUUGGCAAAAUCCUCUUGGUAGAACACAAAGCCACAGACCGCGAAAUGGUACUAAAAGCCUUACCCAAACCCUACACGGCCCUGGUCGAUUUUUACAGGGAAUUCCAUUACGGCUUGAAUUUAGGCCUGCACAAAAACAUCAUUACAGCUUACGACGUGGCAUUUGAAACUGCAGGAUUCUACGUUUUUUCUCAAGAGUACGCUCCGCUUGGAGAUCUGACUUCAAACGUUUCGGAAAUCGGCAUCGGUGAACUUCACACUAAAAGGGUGGCAAAGCAAUUGGCUUCCGCCCUGGAAUACAUCCAUAAAAAGCAACUGGUCCACCGAGACAUAAAACUGGACAACAUUUUGGUGUUCAAAUCGGACUUUUCCCGUAUCAAGCUGUGCGAUUUCGGCGAAACCAGGCCUGCUGGAAGUUUGGUGUUGCGCAGAAACGAAUGGCUCCCGUACGCAGCGCCUGAAAUUUUGGAAAUUUCCGUCGACGACAGCUACAUUUGUAAUAUCUCCCACGAUAUCUGGCAGUUUGGGAUCGUAAUUUUUGUAUGCCUAACUGGUUGUUUGCCCUGGCAAAAAGCUGCGCACGAUGAUCCCAGAUACGUCCGCUAUAUUUCCUGGCAAAAUAGCACUUUGCCAAUGAUUAGAGUACCCAAACUUUUCAAACUAGUCUCUACAAAAGCUCAAAGAUUUUUCAAAAGAUAUUUAGAGCCAAAGGAAGAACGACGACCUACUGAUUUAAAGGACGUUUAUAGAUAUCUGGAUGACCGAUGGAUGUCAAAAGGUAUGGAAAAAUCAAACGAAACACUAACAGAAGACGAUGGACUUUGCCCAUCUAUGUACAGUUUUCACAGUUCUCCAGAAGAAAAAAAUAAAAUCUUACAUUCGUUAACACAGUACGGUCUAGAAACUACCGUGGACAGAAAUGCAAAAAAAGAUAGAAUAAAGAAAUGGAUAGAAAGUAGCAUAAUCGAAGAGGAAGAAGAUGGAGGCGAAGAUGUAGCCCCAGAAAAAUCCAAUAAUGCAGAGUCAAGAACUGAAGCAAUCCGAAAUAUCAACGCUGAAAGGCAAAAGCGCAGAAGACACUAUUCCAAACGGUUAGAAUCGCGAGAAAAACAAUACAAACCCCCAGUAGAUCCUAGAAUUCCUUUAGAAAUCCAAAAAAUUCCACAGUUCAAUUCUAGAACGAUUAAAACAGUCCCAGAAAAUUCCAAAGAUGCAACAAAUGGCCCUUCUAGGCCGCCCAGGAACAUUCUUUGCGCUUUGCCCUUUAGAAAUAUUACAAUAGCUCCUAGUUCACCGACAACUUCCACAGAUAGUGCCAUCAGUAGUGAUGGGUCUACAAUUAAAUACAAAGGAUAUAAUUUCUUGAGGCAGGAUAAAAUAGCCGAAGUUACGGAUCAUGUCCAAAAUAAGCUCAAAUUUAACGCAAAUCAACUAAAAUUCGACAAAGACUAUCUGAACGAAUUAACCAGCGACCCAAAUAGUGGAGUGUUUAAGCAAGAAUGCAAAUAUCAUGUGGCCCUGCAUCCGGCCCAAUUCAACAAUUUCGGAGAGUCGGUCAAAGACGAAUUGGGCAAAAAAAUUGGCCGAUUUGACGAAUCAUUUCAAGGCAUCAUGUUAGGCUAUGAAAAUGUAAGACUUCAAUCCAAGCUAGGAGUUAUAGGUUCAGAUAAUUGUCACGUCCAUUUGGACAUAGAAGCUUUAUUUUAUGUGUUCCAUCCGCAAAUUGAUAUGGUAUUGAAAGGGACUGUUACAAGAACAACAAAAGACCAUGUGGGUUGUUUAGUUUAUAAUACUUUCAACAUUUCCUUGCCAAAGCCUGCUGGGGAAGAAGAUGAAACUUGGCUGGGGGAAAAUGUUACUAUAAAAAGUGAGGUAUCGUUUAGGAUCACCUUUGUCAAUCUUACAGCUCGCUUGCCUCAUAUAAGAGGACAUUUAUUGUCAAUAGAAAGUCAAGGGGAUAUCAGUGGUGUGUCCUUGAUUAAAUCUGAAAAGAAAGGAAAGAAAACUAAAUUUGUAGAUGAAGAAGUUGUUGAAAACCCUCAUAAAGAUAAAAGAAAAAAGAUGUCAAGCAUUUCUGUAACUGAAGAUCCUACUGAAGUAGAACAGGAAAAGCCUAAAAAGAAUAAAAGAAGAAAAAGUCUUUCUACUUCUUUGAUAGAUGAAAGUGCCUUGUAUGAUGAUGAAGUACCAAUUGAAAAUGGAGAAGUUAUCCCGAAUAAAGUAAAAAAACACAAGGAAAAACAAUUCAGAGAUUACUCAAGUGAAGCUGAAGUUACUACACCAAAUGCUAAAUCUGAGAAAAAGAAAAGGAAAAAAAGUACAUCAUUUAGUUUAGGUGAAAGUUCCUUGCACACAGAAUUAAUUCUCAAAGAUGAGAUUAAAGAGGAAGAAGUAUCUUUGACACCAAGUAAAUACAAAGACUCAGAUAAAACAAAGAAAAAUAAAAAGAAAAAAAGUCUUUCUACUUCUUUGAUAGAUGAAAGUGACCUGUAUGUUGAUGAAGUACGAAUUGAAAAUGGAGAAUUUUUGUCAAAUAAAGUAAAAAAACAGAAAGAAAAAAAAUUCAGAGAUUACUCAAGUGAAGCUGAAGUUGAUAUACCAACUGCUAAAUCUGAGAAGAAAAAUAGAAAAAAAAGUAUGUCAUUUAGUAUAGGUGAAAAUUCCUUACAUACAGAAUUAAUUCUCAAAGAUGAGAUUAAAGAGGAAGAAGUAACUUUGACACCAAGCAAAUACAAAGACUCAGAUAAAACAAAGAAAAAAAACAAGCACAGGAAAAAAGAUGACUUGGAUAUAUCACUUGAAUCGCUGGACAUUAAAUCGUUAUUCACAGAAAAUAUGGAUUUUGAUGAAAAAUCGUCUCUGAACAUGGCAGAUAGUCCUGAUAAAAAAAGGAAACGCAGAAAAUCCCAAAUGAUAUCCCAGGAUGAGGAUUUGUAUUUGGAUAAAGUUAAGCUAGAACCUGAUAGUGAGUUGGAGAAAAUUAUUGGCAAAAAAGAGAAAAAGUCGAAAAGUUGAUGUUAGUGUAAUUAUUUUCAUUAAAAAGUUGGUUCUUAAU
Messenger RNA from Ceutorhynchus assimilis (cabbage seed weevil), 3377 nucleotides. The record is from the annotation of a GenBank genome assembly. NCBI's taxonomy places the organism in Eukaryota, Metazoa, Arthropoda, Insecta, Coleoptera, Curculionidae.